Colius striatus (speckled mousebird) is the source of this 3248-nucleotide messenger RNA. RefSeq names its product zinc finger and BTB domain containing 14 (gene ZBTB14). Gene Ontology annotation, cellular component: nucleus. Gene Ontology annotation, biological process: regulation of transcription by RNA polymerase II. The coding region runs from base 167 to 1513 and encodes 448 amino acids. Gene Ontology annotation, molecular function: DNA-binding transcription factor activity, RNA polymerase II-specific; RNA polymerase II cis-regulatory region sequence-specific DNA binding; protein binding. The transcript has 3 exons. The record is from RefSeq and is a predicted model, not a curated record. NCBI's taxonomy places the organism in Eukaryota, Metazoa, Chordata, Aves, Coliiformes, Coliidae.
CCCUCCCGCGCGCCGGCAGCGGCGGCACCGGCAGCCCCCCGCGCUCCCCGGGAAGUGCGGUUCCGCGCGCGCGCGCGGGCGGCAGGCUGAAGGUGGCCCAUUGUGAGGGUUAACCAUCUGUCAAAUAUUUAAUAAUCAUUCGUUCAGAAAAUUUCCUGCAUUGUUCAUGGAGUUUUUCAUCAGUAUGUCUGAAACCAUUAAGUAUAAUGAUGAUGAUCACAAAACUGUGUUCUUGAAAACGUUAAAUGAACAACGUUUGGAAGGAGAAUUUUGUGACAUAGCUAUUGUGGUUGAAGAUGUUAAAUUCAGAGCCCAUAGGUGCGUGCUUGCUGCCUGCAGUACUUACUUCAAAAAGCUUUUCAAAAAACUGGAAGUUGAUAGUUCGUCAGUAAUAGAAAUAGAUUUUCUUCGUUCUGAUAUUUUUGAGGAAGUUCUCAAUUACAUGUAUACUGCGAAGAUUUCUGUUAAAAAAGAGGAUGUGAAUUUGAUGAUGUCUUCAGGCCAGAUUCUGGGUAUUCGAUUUCUGGAUAAACUCUGCUCUCAAAAACGUGAUGUAUCUAGUCCUGAAGAAAACACACAGUCCAAGAGCAAGUACUGUCUAAAAAUAAACCGUCCUAUGGGGGAACCUAAUGAUACUCAAGAUGAUGAAGUGGAAGAAAUUGGUGAUCAUGACGAUAGUCCAUCAGAUGUGACAGUGGAAGGAACUCCCCCAAGUCAGGAAGACGGGAAAUCGCCUACCACUACCCUUAGAGUGCAAGAAGCUAUUCUAAAAGAAUUGGGAAGCGAAGAGGUUCGAAAAGUAAACUGCUAUGGCCAAGAAGUAGAGCCUAUGGAAACGACAGAAUCAAAAGACUUAGGAUCUCAGACCCCUCAGGCUUUGACGUUCAAUGAUGGCAUAAGUGAAGUGAAAGAUGAACAGACACCAGGCUGGACCACAGCAGCUGGGGACAUGAAGUUUGAGUACUUGCUGUACGGUCACAGGGAACACAUUGUUUGUCAGGCUUGUGGUAAGACGUUUUCUGAUGAAGCGCGACUGAGAAAACAUGAGAAGCUACACACUGCUGAUAGGCCGUUUGUUUGUGAAAUGUGUACAAAGGGCUUUACCACGCAAGCCCAUUUGAAAGAGCACCUGAAAAUACACACAGGUUACAAGCCUUACAGUUGCGAGGUAUGUGGGAAGUCUUUUAUUCGUGCUCCAGAUCUAAAAAAACAUGAAAGAGUUCACAGUAAUGAGAGGCCGUUCGCAUGCCACAUGUGUGAUAAAGCUUUCAAGCACAAGUCCCAUCUGAAAGACCAUGAAAGACGCCACCGAGGAGAGAAACCUUUUGUUUGCAGUUCCUGCACUAAGGCAUUUGCUAAAGCAUCUGAUUUGAAAAGGCAUGAGAACAAUAUGCACAGUGAAAGAAAACAAGUUACUGCAGCCAAUUCCAUCCAGAGUGAAACAGAACAGUUGCAGGCAGCAGCUAUGGCUGCUGAAGCAGAGCAGCAGUUAGAAAGUAUAGCUUGUAGUUAAAAGCAGAAGCUUUAUCAGAAGUAAUAUAAGAAAUUAAAUUGAACAAAAUCUAUGGUUGGUAUACACUUAGACUGGGAAUUAUCUUUUCAAGAAAACAUAUUUUUAGAAGAUUUGGAUGCUACAUAGAAACACAUAGUGUUGCUUGGUUAGGUAUUUUAAAAAAAUUCAGAGAUGAGUAUUCUUAGAAUAUGAAAUAGUUUUGUUGUCAUUAGCAGUAUAAUGCACUAAUACUGGAUUUAAUUUGAGAAUAUGAUCAAGUUCUCUAUGAAACAGGGAUCAUCACCGGCUGAUGUUUUGUUUUAUCCAGCGUGGAAUACUCCAUAUGAUGUAGGCAUUGAAGUAAGCAAGUUAUGUUUGAAAACACUGAGAUCUCAGUUAAUGGCAAACAUGGGAAGGAAAUACUUGUUUUUCAAAGUUGUGAAUGUGAUAUACCUAAAAUUUUUCAGAAAGGGACAUGAUUCCCCAAGCAUUUUAAGUCUUUUUUUUUUUUUACCUAAUCUAGGUGCUAAGAGUUUGGUACAACAGAGUGUAAAGGGGGACAGUGAAGAAAGUGAAAUUUCUUCGUAUUCCAUUCUUUCACAUAUCUUUUUAUUUUAGUCAAGGUGGCAAGUUUAAUGAAAUACUUUCUUUCCUGAAAAAAGCUGCAUUAUUCACAAUGGUCUUGCCUGGCAAAGCAGAAGAGCCAUGACAUUCACGAGUCCUCUCUGAGGGCCAGUAAGUCUGCCUCAUUUGUUUCUAUGUUCAGUCUUAUGCAGGCCCCCGGAGAUGAGACAGAGCCCCAAAAAGAAAAAAGGUGCAGCAUGGAAAAGGAGAUGUGUUCCUUACUGGGACCUAGUACAAAUUAGUUAAAACUAAUACAGCCUGAGGCUGUAGUUUUUAUUAUGCAGCUUUCAGUUUACUUAAUCUAGCACAGUUAAGGCAAAGGAGCGUUUUUGGAGUACAGUAGGAUUAGGUGCACUGGUGAGUGACAGGGUAUCACCACUGACCCCCGGAACUGGCACAACCAUGGGCUGUCACAUACCUUCUGGCAGUGUUCAGCCUGCGGUUUGGGUCAUACUAGCUUAUAGGUCCCCUUCGAGUUUAAAAACUUCCACCUUGAGAGACACCACCUCUCAGCAAGAGGGAGACCUCAGAGAGUGACUUGAGUCAUCAUUCAUCCAGAAUCAGUGUUAACUAGUAGUCUGUUACUUAGAGUCUCUGGGAUGUUUUUUCAGCCAAGCUGGGGUAGAUUCAGCUAAUUUAGCUGUUAACUCACAGAGUCAACAAAGUGGUUUUUGGAUUGCAGUCUGCUAUGUGUAGUCAAUGAGAAAAAACACAGUAACAGUGGUAAUCCAAAGGGAUAUCAAGCCUUUAUUUUAAAUUUGUAAAUAUUACAACUGUUGUCAAAACUUCAUUUGAAGAUGGAAUGGGCAAAAAACUGCACUCUUGGGCACGUGGUUGGAUAACAUGGGUUACUUGUGAUACCUAUAGCAUACAGAAGAGUUAGACAAGUAUCUGGUAAGUUGAUGUGUGGUAGAUAACAUCUUGCUUUUCUAAUUAGAAAUUGAAAAUAGUAGGUUUGGAACUGUUAUAUGGAACUUGGAUUAUUGGGGUUUUUUGUUUGUUUUUUUUUUUUUUACAGCUUCAUUUUAUUCUUGUACUCAUCAGGUUAUGCAGUUAUCUUAAAAUGCCAAUAAUUCUUUGAAAGCUGGUCUGUAAAUAAAACAUGAACUUAAUAUUUUAGAAAAUGUAAACU